Molecule: messenger RNA, 3316 nt
Organism: Paraphaeosphaeria sporulosa
Lineage: Eukaryota; Fungi; Ascomycota; Dothideomycetes; Pleosporales; Didymosphaeriaceae
Product: N1221-domain-containing protein
Exons: 4
Coding region: 149-3244 (1031 amino acids)
Biological process (GO): cytoskeleton organization
Cellular component (GO): cytosol
Source: RefSeq, a predicted model, not a curated record
GCUCUUUGGAGAUGCCGCGACGCUUCUUCACUGCGUCAAGCAAACGUGCGCUCCGCUCAGUCAUUGACAUGGAUCGGCUCUGAAUUUGUCGCCUGAAAAUGGUGGCCACGGUGAAAUCUCCGCGCCAAAACAUUCCAUACGAGCUACGAUGAACAGCAACAACACCCCCGAUGCGCCGCUCGUGCCCCCCGUUAUUGACGAGGCUGAGCUACUGGGACUGGGUGGCACGCAGACGCCAGUAAUCGAGGCAGAGCCUCUGGAAGACUUGAACCUUCCUCUCGACACCGCAGAACAACAAGGUCUCGUGUUCGAUUCUAAUGCGAACCCGCCUGCCCUACCCGAUGGGCCCAGCGCACCACUGCCCGCACGUCCAGGGCUUCGACGAGAUAACUCGGUCCCGCUGCCUGCACCGUUGCACCUUCCGCCUCCCGCACCCCCAGUCCCGCCGCCGGAUGCUACCCAGACGGCCGACCCGAUAUCACUCAUGCAGUUGCGCAGCCUGGUGAGCGAGCUGCCCAAAGUCGAUCCCGCGCCAUAUGCUUUCGCGUACGAAGACGCUUCGUCUUUCGAAGACGAGCUCGAAGAGUGGUUCUCAUACAGCGUGGAAGAGCAGGCGAUGCUGCUGAAAGCGCAGACGUCCUUCGCGCAGGAGUGGGGCACCUUUAACGGGUUGAACAGCAUACCAUACGAAGAAGGAGGGUUAGACUGGGCAAAAGCUACAAAGCAGCAGCAGAGCGAAUUUGUACAAUACUUGCUGGGUGUCAUUAGGGGAGAUGAUCCGGUGCCGAGGCUGAAGAAGCUCGAGGCAUUGGUGUACAUCCUGCUUGGUUGUUGGCAUGAAAGUGCUGGUCUUGGUUUGACGGACACCGAGUGCAGCAAAGAGCCGGUUCAUACCCCACUGUCCAGAGACGGGCAUGCUCCCGGCACGUACGACAAGUCUGCACAGCAUGUCCAACUGAUUCAAGAAAAUGUGCGACUUCUGAUCGAUCUAGACGGGCUGGAGGUUAUCAUAAGCCAGCUCAGCUGUGCAUUCUCACGGGCAUGCGGCGUCGAUACAGAUUCCACUGGUUUGCGCGAUAAUAAGGACUCUGAACGCCGCGAGGCAUGGUGCAGUAUGACAGCUGUGUAUGUUGUCUUGGAAGUUGCUCGAGUGGAAGAGACGGAAAAUAAUGAUACUACGAUUAGAACAGCUCUUCUAGCGCUUGAAGAGCCUGGGCUUCUGAUGCUGCUUAUUGACAUCAUCUCGAAGCUGCGGUGGGAUGACACCAUCGGUCUUCCGCUACCAAAGAUAUGCCUGCUGCUGUGGAAGACUAUUCUUGUGUCUUUCGGAGGUGUUGCAGAGGCAGAGAAGGCCAGGAACAACUUCAAAGACAAAACCCUAGAAUCUGCAGAUGCGAAGGGCCAGCCCUUAAUCACAGCAUCACCGUUAGACUAUCACCUGUUUCGACAAGAAAUACUCUCCAAAUACCCUGCCUAUAACCCUCCGCCCCCGAUAUUUCCGUUGGAGCCAGAGAACAACUCGAUCUUACCACCUCUGAAAAACCACCCGAACAAAGUCGCCGGAAAUCAUGUGUUCGGAUCAGGGCUCGGAGAUAUGAGUGGUAACAAUGCAUCCAUCUUGCAUCAGCCUGUUCACAUUGCAACUCCAGCGCCCUCGCCGCCUCCGUCGCCAGCAGGCCCGGGCGGAAAGGGUGGAAAGAAGCAGAACUACCAGACCAACCAGAUGUUUCCAUUCCUGUAUCCACCUCUCGAUGAGACAAGCAACAAGCUUGGUGGCAAAGGCUCGACUGAUCUACAAGAUCUGCUUGUAGGACGCAAAUGGGAGGGUCCGGACAUUCCUACAUCGAUUCUGGAGGCGGCCGAUCUUUACGCGAAGCGCAUGCGGGCCACACGUGCUAUGAAACAAUUGUGGGAAGAACGUGUGCAGUUUAUGAAGUACGAACGAGGUUGGUCAGGCGCAGAUGACAAUGCCGACAUCGAUGAGCUUUCCCUGGACCCUACAGAGGGCAGCCCCAAGAAGGAGCCGCCGCCUUCGGGAAGUAUCGAAGAACGCUUGUAUCUGGUAGAAGAGUUCUACCGAAAAGCUCUACCUAGUCUUCAGUCGGUGAUAAUAGUCCUCAUCAAGGCAAUACUGUCGCAUGUUACAGCUCUUGUCACGCAAGCAAAUGGGGCCAACGGUCUCCAGAGUGGGUUCCAAUACCAGGAUCAUCAAAAUGGUAGGCCUGAAACCAAUGGGGUCAAUGGCCAUAACGGAUCAGUAGCAACCAACGAAGAACUGGAUGCAAUGCGCACGCAAGAAGUGCUUGACAAAGCGGUCUCAGGUACCCUGAUGUUGAUCCUCAAGUGGUUCAAGAUCUCCCAUAUCUUAAAGUACGAGUACAUAACUCAGCUUCUGGUCGACUCUAGCUACGUCCCGCUGAUACUCAAACUUCUUCAACUUCAAGAAAUUGAAAAGGUCGUCAACUUCAAAUGCGAGCAAGAAGAACUCAACAGUUUCUUCUAUUUCUGCCGGUCACACUCCAGAUUGGGUGUCGAUCAAGAGCAGCCAGAAGAGAGCCCUGAAGCCGAUUCCGACUCUGACGAUGCGGUGCCACCUCCAAUUCGAAUGCGUCGUGACGACCCAGAGAGCUUGGAAUCCGAAGCAGAGCCACCCUCACCGCUCCCCGCCAUGCCUCAAGCACCAGAGGUCGACGAGUUAGGCUUCCCGACGAGCGAGCUCCCCAAAGAGCCCAUUACGACGUUCUCCUGGCGUGCCUUCUUUACGUCCAUCAACUAUCUACGCAUCAUGCAAAAGAUCUGCAAGAACAAAGCACACCGUAACCUCAUGCUCGUCUCUUACAAAUCCUCCCAGUUCCUCAGAAAGAGUCUCAAGGUGCCGCAGCCGCAGCUCCGCCUCUACACCCUCAAGCUGUUCAAGAACCAAGUUCCGUAUUGCGGGCGCAAGUGGCGUCAGUCCAACAUGCGCGUCAUCACAGCGGUGUAUCUACAUUGCCGGCCGGAGCUGAGAGACGACUGGCUGGCAGGUAGCGACGUGGAUGCCGAGGUUGAUGAGAGCGUGCCUUUGGAACAGGCGCUGAGGGCGCUGACGCACUGGCACAAUUUGAAGAGGUAUCCUGAGGGCAUGGGCGCGAGAAGUGGAGUGCUCGAGGAUGAGCAGGACUUUUUCAGGAGAGAAUUGGAGAAGAUGGACUGGGGUGACGAGAAUGACCCGGACUUGGAGCCGGUGUCUGUAGAGGGGUGGUGAUGCUCAGGGUACAAUGGCGAUGCGGUGGAUCGGACACAGAAGAAUAGUAAUAUGAAUGGCAUGAUACCCAAC